This is a messenger RNA of Syngnathoides biaculeatus (alligator pipefish), 3775 nucleotides long. Its product is annotated as glutathione hydrolase 7. Lineage: Eukaryota; Metazoa; Chordata; Actinopteri; Syngnathiformes; Syngnathidae. Gene Ontology annotation, cellular component: plasma membrane. The record is from RefSeq and is a predicted model, not a curated record. Gene Ontology annotation, biological process: glutathione catabolic process. The transcript is spliced from 16 exons. The coding region runs from base 699 to 2732 and encodes 677 amino acids. Gene Ontology annotation, molecular function: glutathione gamma-glutamate hydrolase.
AUCAGCAACGAUCAGAUGACGUAGGCGACCUGGAGCCCAGGUGAUCACUUGAACUUUUCCAUACAGUUUGUUCGCUUAGCUGGUUCUUCCCGAACCUGGACGCUAUUGUGUUUUGUUUCUAAAAGUAACAGAGUGGUCUAACGUCUGGGAAGACAACCGCAAAGUACUAGUGUAUGUUAAGUAAGUGUGUGAUGAUUCUCAUGGCGCUUCUUUGGUAAUCUUCCUGUUGACCAGUGGACAUGUUACGGGUUUAAUUUGUAAAUAAACCAACGUCAAUAGUAAGGUAUUGUCCCAAGCCAGUUGUACCGGUUUGGGCACCUUCUUCCAUUAAACCCUACUCCCCACUCCGUGGAAACCGAGAACGACAACGACUGCGACACUGAGGUCUUACAAACGGAUUACAUCCCCAUAAAGGAAUAUUUUAUACUACCUAUUGACCUCGCCGGACGCAGGUUCCUGUUUGCACACUUGUUCAAAUGCACCAUCAUCGGACCAACGCAUCCAUUUAAUUAAACGGGGGCCAUAGAAAGGUCAAAGCUCUGAAGUCAUUUAAUAUACAAGUUUGCAGCAGAAGUGGAUCUCAUAUUUUGCACGCGGGACACACAAUACUCGGAAGUAUGGCUAUUUUGUCCCUUAAAUAUUUUAUUUAAAGAUAGCAUAGGCUGCGUGUGUGGACCCCAAGAUCAAGAAGAAUAGUCAUGCACAGUCCAUCCCUUGAAGUAGGGGACGGGUACCCUGACGGGUUCGUGGUAACUAAAGAUGCCACUCCCGAGACAACACUGGGCAAUGCCUACUCUCCGGUGGACUAUAUGAGUAUCACCAGCUUCCCCAGGCUGCCGGAGGACGAGGUGAUACAGGGGGACAAUGUUUUCAAAUCUCGCAAAGAUGAUGACAACAUCUUGGGCGAGCAAGAGACUGAGCCAGAUGUGUUUUUGAAGACUGCUCGUCUCCAACGUCUCCCGUCGUCGUCAUCUGAACUGGCCUACCACGACGCCGUGUCCUUGAAGGAGACAACUCAAGACCCGUUUGCGCAAGAUUGUGCUUGCCAGCGGGAUGGACUGACAGUCAUCAUCACAGCUUGUCUCACCUUUGCCACGGGCGUCACUGUUGCACUCAUCAUGCAGAUCUACUUUGGAGACCCUCAGGUCUUUCACCAAGGAGCAGUGGUGACAGAUGUGUCACGGUGUACAUCCCUUGGGUUUGAAGUUUUGGGGAAGCAGGGGUCCAGUGUUGAUGCUGCCAUUACUGCUGCCCUCUGUUUGGGCAUUGUACACCCUCACACCUCAGGUUUAGGAGGAGGGGGAGUUAUGUUGGUACAUGACAUUCGGAAAAAUGAGACAAGGGUCAUUGAUUUCCGAGAAACAGCCCCAGCUGCCAUCCGGGAAGAGUUACUUCAAACAAACCUCGAUCUUAAUCCUGGUCUGCUUGUUGGAGUACCAGGAAUGCUCAGUGGGAUGCAUCAGGCACACCAACUUUAUGGCAAAAUACCAUGGAAGGACGUCGUUACCAUGGCAGCAGACGUGGCCAGAAAUGGCUUUAAUGUCACUCAUGAGUUAGCUGCAGCUCUUGCUAAUGUUAAGGAACAGAACAUUACGAAUGCAUUCCGGGAUUUGUUCCUCCCCAAUGGUGAGCCUCCCCUCUUUGGGUCGUUGAGCAGACGACUGGACUUGGCCAGCUUCUUGGAUGCUGUUGCAGUUAAAGGCAUAUCAGAGUUCUACAGUGGAAACGUAACCCAGGAAAUUGCCUCGAUGGUGCAAGCAAGUGGUGGGGUGUUAACAGAAGAUGACUUUAGUAACUACAGCACAGUCCUUCAGAAACCAGAACACAUAAACUAUCAGGGACACCAUGUGAUGGUGGCUCCAGCGCCUCAUGCAGGUAUUGGCCUGAUUGCAGCACUCAACAUCCUGGAAGGUUACAACAUUACCAACCUGUUGCCCAGGAACAACACACAUCACUGGACUGCAGAGUCUGUAAAAAUAGCUCUGGCCCUGGUGAGUGGGCUCGGGGACCCUAUGUUUGACACAUCAGUCUCAGAGGUGGUGACCAAGAUGUUGAGUAAACAACAAGCAUCAUUGCUCCGCCAAAUGAUCAACGACUCUCAGGCCUUUCCUGCCAGCCAUUACGCACCCUCGUUUAGUUUGGAGGACGGUGGUGCAGCUGCCCAGGUCAUGGUCAUGGGCCCAGAUGACCAUAUUGUCUCAGUUGUAAGCUCCCUAAAUAAACCAUUCGGCAGUCGGAUAGUGACUCCUUCUGGAAUCCUAUUGAACAGCCAAAUAAUGGCCUUCUCUUGGCCUAAUAAAACCCAAAGCUUCACACCUAAUCCUCAUAACACCCUCCACCCUGGGAAAAGGCCAUUGUCUUUCCUGAUGCCAACUGCAGUGAGGCCAUCUAACGGGCUUUGCGGUACAUACGUUGCGGUUGGCUCCUCCAGUGGAGCCAAAGCUCUUAGUGGCAUCACGCAGGUGCUGGUGAAUGUUUUGUCCUCGCGUAAAAACAUGAGUGAUAGUUUGGCAUCUGGUAGAUUGCACCCACAACUGGAGCCCGACACCCUACUUGUAGACUCUGAAUUUCUAGAUGAAGAUGUUGAGAUGCUGAAGGCAAAAGGUCAUAGGAUUGAGAGAAUAGAUGUUUUGUCAUUGGUGGAGGGGACCCGAAGAACUAAUGACCUUAUCGUUGGAGUGACGGACCCCCGUAGUGCUGAUGCCUCAGCCCUCACAAUGUCUAGGACUUAGGCGUAGUCCUAAAACACUGCUACUGAUAAAUUUAAACACUGAACAAAUUGAAUAGCUAUGGACUGUUCCCAGCUAAACAAACUACACGGAUGUGCAGUUUGAGAUGAUUUUACAGCUGUGGCUAGAUAAUUAUUUUAAGGCAACACUAGAAGAGACCAUUGUUGGCACCCCGAUCACCGUUGAAUAUCAUGUGUUCUUCCACACAAUGACAUACAUCAGUGUCUAGUAAGUGGAUACUACAAACCAAAUUGUAUUUAUCCAGUUAGAUUCAGAGCAAUACAUUCCAUCUGAAAUUAAUCGCAGACUGUAGGAAAUCAAUUUGUAAUUUUGCAGACAUGAACAUUUUUGUAAACAGGCUUAUUUGAAACUGCAUGUCUUUCUCUUUCUUGCACAAUGCUCCCCGUCUUUUCCUAUUCUUUUUUUUUUUCCAAGUAUGGGAGCACUUGAGAUGCUAAAGAAGAUAAUUACGUCAAGCUGUUCACAAUUGUUGCACAAUUGGUUAAACACACUAAAUACAACCCUCCCCGGCACUACACUUUUGCUUGUUACAGGGCUGUGAAACACUGGUUAGUUGUUUGACUCAGAAUUAACAGGAGUACUUAAUUCAAACAAGUUACUGUAUGCAGAUGUACCCAUUUUCAGUGGAUGCGACCGAUAUUGUUUUAAAUUAUUUUCGAUUGCAUACUUGAAAUUAGAGUCAACAUCUCUUGUAAAUAUCUUUCAAGUGGUUGCAUGUUACUGUGCAAUGCUGAUAAUUUGGUUUUAAAUUGUGCAAUAUGGCUUUAGUGGUUGUUCUGUAGCAUGCCACACACCCAUUUGAACAAUGUCUAAAUGAUUUUUGUGUGAUUUUAAGUUGUUAUACUGAUAAACAAUCAACCAUUCUGAUAUCAUUGCAUGUGUGUAAUGUACGUUAAGAUAUUUUGCGAGCAUUCUUGAAAAAGUGUGUAUAGUGUGUACAUUGACACAAUAUUAUUUGGUUUAGACGCUUGAUCACUUUGAAAUACCAAUCAUAUAACAAUUAAAUAUUCGUGCAAAAAGCCAAA